UCCUCCAUCCCCCCCUCGCCAUAAACCGGCUCUGCACUGCGCUACGCUCCUCGCUGCGAGUGCGGCGCGCACAGAUGGCGACGCGCGUAGCGGGGAGAGAUUUCCACGCUGUUCCCCGUUCUUCACCGUCGUCUUCCUCGCGUUCCCUUCAAGCGAGAUGAAGGCAAGGCGCUCGGCUCGCCCGGCCAGCGAGGAGAGAGAAGGGGGAGCGAGCGGCGAGGGGAGCCAAGGAGGAGCGGAAUAGGAAAGCGGAGAGAGGGGGGAUUGUGUCCGAGACGCGUGCGCACGCACUUCGCGACGGUGUUCUCCGUGCCGCGUAAACACCGCAAAGCAACGGAGCGGGUGGAUCGACUGACUGACUGACUGCGCUGGCGGAUACAACAACAACACACACGCACACACACGGAGACACGCGUCGAUGCGAUACACACGAUAGUCGCAGAUAACGUAGAAAACGAGCGGUGGCUGCUUCAGGCUAUAAAUACAACACACCAGCUGAACACAUACAUACAUACACACGCGCAUAGAUACUGCAUAGCCAAAAGCAAACGCAUAGUCGCAAACACUUAAGCACACGUCUAAAAAAACACGCACAACCACAACAACCAUCUACUGUCAGAGCUAUAAACACCCACCACAUCAUAUGCACAGCCAUACACUCUCACAGCUCUAAACACCCAGCACACCACACACACACACAACUAUAAACGCCGGUCAUACGGAACACACAAAAACAAAACACACUCAUCUUGCACAAGCGCAAACACUCAAGGGCACAACACACACACACAACCACACACAUACACACAACCACACACACACAACCACACACAUACACACAACCACACACACACAACCACACACAUACACACAACCACACACACAUAACCACACACACACAUAACCACACACACACAACCACACACACACAUAACCACACACACACACAACCACACACACACAUAACCACACACACACAUAGACACACACACACAUAACCACACACACACAACCACACACACACAACCACACACACACAUAGACACACACACACACAACCACACACACAUAACCACACACACACAACAACACACACACAUAACCACACAUACACAUAACCACACACACACAUAACCACACACACACAACUACACACACAACCACAUACACAACCACACACAACUACACACAUAACCACACAUACACACAUAACCACACACACACAUAACCACACACACACAUAACCACACACACACACAUAACCACCCACACACAUAACCACACACACACAACUACACACACAACCACAUACACAACCACACACACACACACAACUACACACAUAACCACACAUACACACAUAACCACACACACACAUAACCACACACACACAUAACCACACACACACACAUAACCACCCACACACAUAACCACACACACACAACUACACACACAACCACACACACAUGCGCAGUCCUGUGUGCUCCUGAAGGAGAGGAAUCUGAGAUUCUUAGAUCCACAGAGAGAUCGGGGUGGCAGGGUGAGAGAGAGAGAGAAACUGGGCUCUUCCCGGCGUCACCAGGUGCCGACUCCCGUGGCGUGACAUCAAAGAGGGUCCUGCACCAUGGAUAGCACCGCAGUGGGCCACUGCGCUCAGGACGUAACCGUCUUGUGCCGACCUACAACCGGAGACCACGGAGACGGAACGAUGUGCAGUGGCUUCUCACCGUCUAGCUCCUGCCGUUCCACCACCUCCUCCUACUCAUCCCUGUCGUCGUCGUCGUCGUCGUCAUCAUCGUCGUCGUCGACAUCGUCACCCAAGGCUUCAUCCUCUUGCUCGUCUCCCUGCACCGGCGCGGAGAUCGGCGGCGACGCGUCGCGCGGAGGGUCCGCGAUGGAGGAGGGCGAGAGAUGGCUCCUUGGCGAGGUGGAUAGGUUGAGUCGGGAGCUGGCGGAGACGAGCAAGCAGAAGAUCCAGGCUGCCGAGUACGGUCUGGUCGUGCUGGAGGAGAAGCAGAUCCUGCAGCAGCAACACGACGAGCUGGAGCAGGCGUCCGAAGUCAUGCGCAAGGAACUGCAGAUCCUCAAGGAGGCGUUUGGGCAGGCGUACUCGAACCACAAGCGCGCGGCGGAGGAUGGGGAGACGCGCGAGGAGACGCUGCUGGAGGAGUCGGCGUCGCGCGAGGCGCUGCACCUGGCACGGGUUCUGCGCCUCGAGGGCGAGCUCAAGGCGGCGCGCACGGCGCUCAGCAACGCCCUCGCCGACGUCGAUCGACUCACCGUGCUCGCCACUCAGCUCAAGGAGAACUCGGAGAAGCUGGAGCGGCAGCGCAGCUGUCUGCGCGACGAGAUCAAGCAGUACAAGGUGCGCGAGUCCCGCCUGCUGCAGGACUACGGGGAGCUGGAGGAGGAGAACAUCUCGCUCCAGAAGCAGGCCUCCACCCUGCGCCAGAACCAGGUGGAGUUCGAGGGGCUCAAGCACGAGAUCCGUCGCCUGGAGGAGGAGACGGAGUUCCUCAACAGCCAGCUGGAGGAGUCCCUGCGGCUCAAGGCGAUCUCCGAGCGGCAGCUGGAGGAGGCGCUCGAGACGCUCAAGUCGGAGCGCGAGCAGAAGAACGCGCUGAGACGCGAACUCGGAAACUACGGCUCCGUGGCCGGAGGCGGCGGCGCUGUGGAGGUCAUCCAGGGCCUCUUCUCCAAUGGUCACCACCACCACCAGCAACAGCAGCAGCAGCAACCUUUAGGGAUAUCGGCUCUGGAGCUGAGCUCGGCGCUGGUUGGUGACCCGUCGCCGGCGGAGGAGGACGCGCCGAACGGCGAGGGCCCCUCCCUCAACGGCCACGACGGCCGCAGCAACGGCCAUGCCGAGGGCACCGACGCCCCGGGCGAUCAGCGCUCCUCGCCGGCGCCCAGCCUCGUGUCGGAUCUGCUGAGCGAGCUGAGCUUCAGCGAGAUGAAGAAACUGCAGCAGCAGCUGUCACAGAUGGAGAAGGAGAAGGCCUCGCUGCUGCUCAACCUGCAGGAGUCGGAGAAGCAGCUGGAGCAGACGAGGGGCGUCCUCUCGGAGCAGCACGAGCGCGUGAGCAAGCUCGCGGAGCACGUGCAGUCGCUGAGCGGAAGCGGCGCCGCCGCCGACGGCGCCGACGGCGGCGGCCAGCAGCAGCAGCAGCGGCGGCGGCAGACGGACGCGGCCGACGCGGCGUCGCACGAGUUCGGCGCCCUGGUCGCCGACCUGGCCCGGCUGCAGGAGGACCUGAAGAGCUCGCGAGCGCUCGGCGAGGAGUACCGGGAGCUCUUCGACAAAGAGCGGACGAGGCACGAGCGCGAGCUGGUUGCCGUCGGAGAGAAGCUGCGCUCCCUCGAGCGGGAGAACCGGAGCCAGCGCGAGCGCAAGCUGGGCCUCGAGAAGGAGGUGCAGGGCCUAGCGGCGGCCGCGGCCGAGAGCCAGGGCAGCCUGAGCGUGGCGCAGGAAGAGCUGGUGACGUUCACCGAGGAACUGGCCGGCCUCUACCACCACGUGUGCCUGUGCAACAACGAGACGCCCAGCCGCGUCAUGCUCGACUUCUACAAGGACCCGAGGAGCCGGCGCUCGCCGACGCCGGCGGCCAAGGACGCGGAACAGCCGGUCGGCGGUGGCGGCGGCGGCGCUCCGCUCCGGCGCGGCGAAAAGGGCGCCGCCGUGGCGACGGACCGCCCCGCGGCGGCGCCGUCGCCGACCGCCGAGCUGCGCCGGGAGCCGAUGAGCGUGCACAGCCUGGUGUCGGUGAUCCGCGACCAGGUGCACCACCUGCAGCGCGCCGUCGAGCGCUCCGCGGCGCUGUCGCGGCAGCGGGCGCGGGCGGCGCACGACGCCGCGCCGCCAUCCGGCGACCGCGAGGCGCUCAUGGAGGAGAUCCUGAAGCUCAAGUCGCUGCUGAGCACCAAGCGCGAGCAGAUCGCCACGCUGCGCACCGUGCUCAAGGCCAACAAGCAGACGGCCGAGGUGGCGCUGGCGAACCUGAAGAGCAAGUACGAGAACGAGAAGUCGAUGGUGGCAGAGACGAUGAUGAAGCUGCGCAAUGAGCUGAAGGCGCUGAAGGAGGACGCGGCGACGUUCUCCUCGCUGAGAUCCAUGUUCGCCACGCGGUGCGACGAGUACGUGUCGCAGCUCGACGAGAUGCAGCGCCAGCUGAACGCGGCCGAGGACGAGAAGAAGACGCUGAACUCGCUGCUGCGCAUGGCGAUCCAGCAGAAGCUGGCGCUCACGCAGCGCCUCGAGGACCUGGAGAUGACGGACGUGGACGGCUCGCGGCGCACCCGGGCCCGACCCCGCGUUGCUGCCGGGUCGACCGCCGCAGUCGCCGCGUCGCACUCCAAAUUUCUUGCCGUGCGCCACCACUCCAUGCUGACUCUCUCCUCCAGCCACUCCUCCCACGGACGCGCUCUUGGCGUCGCUCGCGAGAGCGCUAGCUCGUCCCGCCAAGCCAAGACGCACUCGGGUCACGUGCCGCCGGAGCCGUCGCCGCUCGGCGCAACAAACUCGGGCCUAGCCAGGCCGCCGCCGCCGUCGCUCUCCGGGACUCACUCGGAGCCUCGCACCAGGCCCUAGGCCUUGCGCAUAAACCUAGGGCUUGGGCCUACGAUUGUGCAACCGCAGGCGGCGUGCGCGCGCCCUCACAAUCGCACCGGCUGGGAUCCGCCCGCCGACAACUAUUUAAAGUUGAACCUUAUGGCGGGACCCCGGGGUUCCCAUAAGCCCCCGGCUCUCGCAUAAACUGCGUUACGACGUCAUUUUAUGCCUGUUGAAAGCGAACGAUACGGCAGUCUAUUCCUCUCGACGAGCUCUACACGAUGCGCUAAUCAAAGUUUCACAGUUUUGUUUCUUCUGCGCAUUCGUCCUCGCUGCUGCGCUUGGACGACACGACAACGGAAUGGUCCGUGCCAGGCGGGUCACGGCGUUCAUGUGCGCGGUGGGACGGAGUCACCAAUUUUUUUAAAUUAAUUACGAUUUUGACUUCCGUUUAUUCGGGAACCCGGGGUUCCGCCAUAAGGUUCAAAUGUAUACAGCGUCCAAAUGUGACUGCACCGAGUCUUCCGUCCGUUUAAAAAGGCAACAGCCCUCGCUCUGCCUCCACUUCAGCAAACGUUGAAAUUUUCCCGCGACGAGAAGGCGUCAUAGAGAUAUUGUGCUGCGUUUACAUGAUUAGCAGCUUUAGAAGUGGUAUUGAUAAAUUCAGGUUAUUUUCUCUUUACAUUUAGAAAUACGAAAAAAAGAAUUACUUGGUCUACUCAGUCAAAAGUAGACAUUAACAGUUACAAUGAGCACAUCGAUGAUCCAGGAUACUUAACAUAACGCUUGUAUUUGUUACUUCAGUUUUUAACACUCGUUAAAUUAAAUAUCAGUUAGGGGGCAGUUAAUACAGAGAUUCAUGUAUGUAUUAUGCGCAAUAACAAUUUAUUAAGUACAUUAUCACUGUCGUUUUUGGCCAGUUAGAAGCCAAAUAUUUUUGGUCACAAAAUAAUCUUGGUUUUAGAUAUUCAGGACCAUCAAUGCCUAUUGCUAAUGCAGGAGGCACUUCAGCAUACGAAUUGAACACUAGAUAAAAGUCUCACAAAGUCUAAUAAGCGGAUGUUAUUUCAUCAACAGGAUCAUAACGCUAUCGACCAAAGACUACGGCAAUGGAGGCAACUUUGAGUCGAGAAACAAAACCCAGGUUUCCAAAUUCAAUUUCAAUCGGGGCUCACGCAAGGCCUCAGGCUUUUCAUGAACUUGCAGAUAGUUCUAUUUGAUUUCCAUUUUCGGUCAAACGCCGGUUUGGUUGGAACCUCUGAACAGACAGAGAGAGAGCGGUGAAAACAGCCAUGCACUCUCAGCCAGCAAUUUACGCACUGAAAUUUAUUUUCGCUUUCCGUCCGAAGCAAACGUGCCCCUCAGGUGUCCGGCUUACGUCCUGCUUGCCACCUUGAGCUGCGUCUAUUUCCGCGAGAAACAUUUCGAUUAUUUUAUUUAUCCCUCCGCUGUUGGCGUUUUACCCGAUGUUGUGUUAUUGUUUGUUUGUUUGUUCCCCCCCCCCCCACCCGCCUUUGCGUGCCGCUUUAUCUUACGUUUAAAAACAACAACCGGCAUUGUUUUCUCCCUCUUUACAGGUACCUUGGCAUUGAAUUAGGGUAGUCGUUCAUCUUGGCCGUAGCGACCCUUGCGUGUGUGUGCGGGGUGCGUGUUGUAGCGAGGUGUGUUUCACAGGCGAUACCCCCGUGACGUGGACACCGAUUUGGUUCGUCGCCCACUUUGUUUUUCAAAUUAAACAAAACCUCUCGUUUUGUACGAUCGUGAUCCAGGAUUGCACACCCGACGGCAAAAGUAUUACCCCGCGUGUUGUUUUCUACGUUGCGUUUGAACAGUCAUUUAAUGCAGACUUUCACGUAUUUUAAAGUGUUACGAAACAAAAAAAUAUGCAAAGUUGCGCAGUUUCAGCAUUCUUUGUAUUGCGGUGAUUUUUUUAAAGAUACGAACAAAAAAAAGAAUACGGAUAGCGUGCGUUUUCAAUUGCACAAAGAGAAAAACUAACUUUUUCUAUCGUGGGCAAUGCAUACCCUUCUGUUAAAUUGGUUCCAAAUUGGAAUGUUUGAAGUGCCACUGCCCAUCGCAGUGAUCGUCAGAUUUUACCUGCAUGCAGAGUAACGAGAGAAAUAAUUCUGACAACGUUUGAAACUUCGUUUUUCUUUGACACCAGUUGUGCCUUGUUUAUAUAUUUCAAUCACUUUAGCGGUCUUGCCACUUUCUAUUUCAAAACAAUUUGCACCUGCUCGCAGAUGCGUGUACUCAUUUUUGUUGUUGGUAUUUUAAAUAUUUAUUUUAUUGUUUUAUAAUUACGGUUUUCUUUACCGACUUUUUAAUGUCCUUAACGAAAGUAGACUACAGCUUACUGUAAAAAAAAUAUAAACAUUGUUUUCCUAAAAAUCUCUUGCAAAACAGAGGCCUGUGUUUUAGUUGACAUACAGCUCGCAAUUUGGUAAAGGCCAAACAGAAAUUUGCAAAAACAGGUAUGCUGUUUGAAGCAUAGUCCUUGGAUAUUAAUAGCUGUUACAACAUUUUUUUAAAGUGUAUAAAUACGCGUAAUUAUGAUGGCAAACUUGAACCCAUCGUAUCGCGCUUUAAGAAAGCUUCAAGCGCAGCAAUGUUCCGUUUGACCUCCGUCGUGUUCGUUUGUGCUUGUGUUGCUGAAAUGGAAAAGUCGUUGAGUGUUUCACUCUCCCGUCGCUGCUCGAGUACGUCUUGGGCAGCGGCCGUCCGUUUUUUUAUUUUCCAAUCAAAAGAAACUAUCAUCUUCACGCCAUGCAAAGCAAAACUUUAUUUAAACGUUACAAAAGAAUAAAGCGUAAAGAAGAAAAAAAAAUAUCAUAUAUUAAAAAGAAUAUGAUUAACCAAACCAUUUUUGCGAUAUUUAUUGUUAUAAAAAAAAAUUAAGAAAUACUACUACUUUUGUUUACAAUUUUAAAAACGAAAACCUAAAAAAAAAAAAAUCCGAUUUGGAAAAGUUGUUGGGAGUUUUAUCACGGGAUGGGGCUUCCAUGAAAAUCGUUGCCUCGUUGCUGGCACAUCUCGGGACGAUGAGCCCUUUGCAGUGCACGCGCGCAACAGAACCACCGUCACCCUCAUAGGCUGUGCAAUGCUAUCACCAAUGCUAGACAACGUGUGUGCGAUUUGUUAUGGCACGUAGAUGCACAUUGCUCGUAGGCGGCAAUGUCUUGAGCCCAGGGAAAUGCACGGAAGGACCAAAAGUACAAUUACAAUGCAAUGGAUGUGGAAAUGAUUUAUAUGUCUCUCUCUAUUUUCAUAUAUUUACGAAGAAACGUUGACAAACCGUAAAUAAUUCAACUUUAUACAAACUAAAAGAGAGGAGUAAUUAAAAAAAAACUCACAAUGAUCAUCAUUAAUGCCGCUUUAUAACAGACUGGUUUAUUUGGCAAUGGCACUUUCUUUAAAGCCGAGAGAGAGAGAGAAUACAAAGAGAUGUAUUGAUUUAUAGUUGAUUGACUUGUAGACUUAUAGUUGGAGAUCACAUUUUACACCGUGGGGGGGCCCUGCUGUGAAAACUGGGAAAUGUUUUAAGAAAGUUCUUGUUGACAUGUUGAGCAGUUUUCUACCAGUAGACACUUGAGUAUCAAAUGCACCAUCGGGGCAUCAAAACCGAAUUGUAUAUUUCAAGCAAAAAUUGUCAAAUUUCAUCGUAACCACUGGGCAUCGUGGAAAUAACCAGUUGGCUGUGCAGUACCACCGAUAGGUAUUGUGAACUGGCUAAUGUGGGGGCGAACUUACACCGAGCUAACAGAUCCAUUGGCAUUUGACGGAACCGAAAAAAAACAACCUAAUUUCACCACAAAAUGUCAAAAGCUUUCCCAGUUUACCAGAUGCCCACUGCCACCAGCGGGUUGCUUUUGCCCCCUCCGCUGUCGAAGUAAAUAAUUCCUGCGUAAGUUAUCGCCUCUGAAGCCUUCCGUGGAUUUCGCUGGCUUUUUUUUGCCAACGUGUGUGCUGUAACGACAUAAGAUAGAGGAAUAUUGUGUAGCAAAUUGUCUUGCAUUGAAGUGUCCGUAUAUACACAGCAUGCACGGUGUGUGGCGCGGUCGUGCCCUCCAACGGAUGCGACGUACCCGUCAUUGAAUUGGUACAAACCGGUCCUGUUCUGGCAUUGAUUGGCUAUUGAAAAUAAACAUUUAAACUUCA
Molecule: messenger RNA, 8707 nt
Organism: Lethenteron reissneri (Far Eastern brook lamprey)
Lineage: Eukaryota; Metazoa; Chordata; Hyperoartia; Petromyzontiformes; Petromyzontidae
Product: protein bicaudal D homolog 2-like
Biological process (GO): regulation of microtubule cytoskeleton organization; protein localization to organelle; microtubule anchoring at microtubule organizing center
Cellular component (GO): Golgi apparatus; cytosol
Molecular function (GO): cytoskeletal adaptor activity; dynein complex binding; dynactin binding
Source: RefSeq, a predicted model, not a curated record